AUGAAUAUCAACACGAAGCGAGGCGACAAAAGCCAAUGCGCCAACAGAAGAAGGAAUCUGUAUCAGUGGAAUUGGAACCGUCUCAUAGUUGAUCUCCCGGAGAGCAUCCUUGUCCACAUCCUUUCCUUCCUCCCAAUCACCACCGCUAUCAAAACCGCCGCUGUCGCUCGCAACUGGCGCCACCUCUGCUAUUCCGUUCCGAUCCUCAAUUUCGACAUGGAAGAGUUCCGUUUACGAAUUCCGGAGGAAACCGACCGGGACGCACAGCAACUGAAGGGAUGCGCUGGUGAAGAUCUAGAUGAUUAUGAAAAUCGCAGCUGGGAUUAUGAUAUGGCACCUUAUGAUUUUCAUUUCUCUAGCUCGGUUAAGGUUUUAAGACUGCGGGAAUGUAACCUCUGUUUCCCUGGUAAAGCAUUUUGGGAGUUAACCUGGGAAAUGCAUCUAGACUUGCUUUUUUCGACACCUGAAGAGAUUGCAAAUAUGAUGGCAUUAUGUGUUAACGUUGAGGUAUGGUUUGGAAGAUGUCGGGCUUUGGUUGAAGCUCAUGUGAAGUUUGGAAGAAGAUCUUGGUGGGAGUUAGCGUGCUGGACUAAAGUAUUAAGCUGUCUAACCGGUGUCACACGUUUAACCAUUGAUAACAUGUGCCCUUGGCUUCUGAUUGGUUUAAAUUCUUUAAAGGAGCCGCUGGUGACCAAUCUUGAGCAACUAAUUGAGGAUGAAGAGUUCCAUGGGAAGGGAGGAUUGCAUAAAAGUAAAGAGGUGAGGUCUAUCUUUCUUCAAUUACCUAGACUUAAGUUUCGUCCAGAUGAAGAAGUACGAGGGAACCGAAAAUGA
Oldenlandia corymbosa var. corymbosa is the source of this 834-nucleotide messenger RNA. Lineage: Eukaryota; Viridiplantae; Streptophyta; Magnoliopsida; Gentianales; Rubiaceae. The record is from the annotation of a GenBank genome assembly.